AGAUAAAAGUUUGAGGUCUGAAGAUAAGCUACGAAGUCUUUUGCUUCUGCAUUAUCUAUAUCUAUCUGAAUAUCCACCUUACCCUCCGAAAUAACACUUUUUUCUCCAUGCACAUCUUCUAUUCUAUACAAUGAAAUACACUGCAACGUGCUACUCUUACUGUUACCAUCACCACUACUACUACUACACUAGUUUAAUGUGACAUGGUAUUCUAGUACUUCAGCUAUGGAAUCUGCAAGGAGUAUGUUUUGUUCUUCUCCACCCUUUCGUCGAAGAACUCACCAUUGGAACACUUUUCCUUCAUCUUCUUCUACCUCUGUUUUGAUGCUCUGUGUCCGAGCUGCCCCUACGGUUGCCUCUUGGUCUUCUAGUUUUUCAGCACAGAAUUCUCCUACCUCAGUUCUUUUACAAGAGAAGCAUGAUGAAUAUAGGCCUCUAUUGCAGAUGUCUAAGGAAGAGAAGACAUCCCAGAAAAUAUUAAAUACGAGGCAGAUGGAUAUGGCCUCGGUUCACGAAGAGAAUAACACUGGCAAUGCUGAUCAGUUAGUGCAUGACUUUAGGCAGCACCUGCAGCUCUGGCCUCGUUUACGGACCUUAUUAACUUCCUUACCAACAGAAGAAAUUGCUGCUUCUUCAACUCUACAGCAUCUUACUGUUGACUUAGAGAGGCCUGCAGAUGGUGCGCAAUGUAAUGCAGCUUCUCUUGCUAAGAAAGCCUUGUCUGCCUCAAAACAAGCUGCAUCAGUAGCUGAAGAGUUGAAAUCAAUUAAAGCUGAUGAUUAUGAUGAUUCACUUCCUUUUAGUCUGGCCUCCACUAGUUUUGCUGACCCUUCAGUUGGAAGCAAUAAAUUUGUGAGGUCAACACGGCUUCUAGACAGACGAUCUAAGCAAAGAAAAGUGCCAAAGUCAAAAGUUAAAGACGAAGAGACUUGCCUUACAAGAAAGGAUGAUGCAAAGGAAAAGAAGAAGAUAAAUAAAGAACUUGAUCAAAAUGACCCCCAGCACUUGUUCUCGUGGAGUCCUGAAACAAAACAACUUUUGACACUUGAACAAGAGUCUCAAUUGGUUGCUCAUUCGCAGGAGUUAUUGAGAUUGGAAGAAUUGAAGACCAGGCUUCAAUAUCAAUUUGGUCGGGAACCAACUAUAACUGAAUGGGCUGAGGGUGUGGGACUUAACCGUCGGGCGCUGCAGGAGCAGAUUCAUUGUGGUAACAAAAGCAGAGAAAAGCUGAUUCAAGCAAAUCUGCGCUUGGUAGUCCACGUUGCUAAAAGUUAUCAGGGGCGUGGUCUCAGCCUUCACGACUUAGUACAGGAGGGACGUCUGGGUCUUUUGAAGAGUGUCAAAAAGUAUAAACCCCGAGUAGGUUGCCGAUUCGGUACUUAUGCAUACUGUUGGAUAAGGCAAACGAUAAGGAAGGCCAUAAGUCAAAAUUCCAGGACAAUCCGUCUGCCGGAGAGUGUAUUUACCCUAUUGGGCAAAGUAAUGGAGGCAAAGAAAUUGUACAUUCAAGAAGGAAAUCUUCACCCAACCAAAGAAGAAUUAGCAAGAAGGGUAGGGAUUACAGUAGACAAGAUUAACAAUUUGCUAUUUGUUGCAAGAUAUCCAAUUUCUAUACAGCAAACUGUGUGGGCAGACCAAGAUACAACUUUCCAGGAGAUUACUGCCGACUCCGCAAUUGAGACCCCAGAUGUGAGUGUUGCAAAACAACUUAUGAGGCGACAUGUGCUCUACCUCCUAAGUAUGUUACGGCCCAAAGAAAGGAGGAUAAUCCGGCUAAGAUUUGUGGAACAGAAAUCUUUAUCGGAUGUUGGAGACAUGUUUGGUUUGUCCAAGGAAAGGGUACGUCAGUUGGAGAGCCGAGCAUUGUUCAAGCUCAAGCGGUGCCUUGUCAAUCAAGGACUUGAUGCCUAUGUGGACUUGCUUGUAUAGAUGAGGAGACAACAAGGUUAUGCAGUUCAUUCACAUGGCUGAGACCUUGUCUGGCUACGUUUUUAACAGCAGUGCUAAUACCCAGAGCGAGCUUUUGACGACAAAAUUGGCAGAAGACAAUUUUUGUAUAUGCGAGGCCUAAUGGCUGGCAGUUUGCAGAAGAAAAUUGAAGUAUUAAAAAAGGUGAGGCUUAUACAAUUAUACAAAUGAGAACACUUGUAGGUGAAAAAUGGUAUUUUGUAUAUGUGUAAGGUGAAUUUGUAUUCUUUCGAUUGAAUUUUGCGGCUCUUAAUAUGAAAUGAAAUGU
Molecule: messenger RNA, 2236 nt
Organism: Gastrolobium bilobum
Lineage: Eukaryota; Viridiplantae; Streptophyta; Magnoliopsida; Fabales; Fabaceae
Product: RNA polymerase sigma factor sigF, chloroplastic-like
Exons: 9
Coding region: 226-1929 (567 amino acids)
Biological process (GO): DNA-templated transcription initiation; regulation of DNA-templated transcription
Molecular function (GO): DNA-binding transcription factor activity
Source: RefSeq, a predicted model, not a curated record